Messenger RNA from Camponotus floridanus (Florida carpenter ant), 6115 nucleotides. Its product is annotated as epithelial discoidin domain-containing receptor 1. Gene Ontology annotation, biological process: positive regulation of kinase activity; multicellular organism development; protein phosphorylation. Gene Ontology annotation, cellular component: signaling receptor complex. The transcript has 16 exons. Gene Ontology annotation, molecular function: protein tyrosine kinase collagen receptor activity; ATP binding; collagen binding. Lineage: Eukaryota; Metazoa; Arthropoda; Insecta; Hymenoptera; Formicidae. The record is from RefSeq and is a predicted model, not a curated record. Bases 416 to 3247 code for a protein of 943 amino acids.
GCGAGGGGUACGCAUUACUCUUGUCGAUUGCCCGUGCACCGGGGGCUCGAAAACGGACGCGCGAAAAGCACACGCCGCCGCGUAAGUGACCGCGUAAGUCGCCGCUGACAGCGAUUUCCCUCACUCACGAUACGCGCGUCACGAUACAGUGUUUUGUGUGUACGGUUGUGAGAUGACGGCGACUUGUGAAUUACGAUAAUCGGCCGGAGAGGCAAUCGGGACGGAGGAGAGUGACAGUGCGGGUGGCGGAAGGAAAGGACAUCGGUGAAGGAGAGAGAAAGAUUGAGCACUGCGGCACGAUCACGGAACCUGCGACGUACGCUGCUCUCAUUAAACGUUGACGAGGCAGAAAUGGCACGGCGGGAAUCUCGGUGAGGAAAGGACGAGGGUGAAGCCCUCGCAGGAAACGGGAGCUAUGGUGAAAAGCUUGGAUUUCCUCGCCAGAAGGGCGCCACCUGCCGUCCACCUUUUCAUCGUUUUGCUCGCGCUCGCCCCCGCUUACCAUGGCGUGGACCUCUCCCAAUGCAUCGCGCCGCUCGGCAUGGAGUCCGGGGCGAUCCCGGACGCGGAUAUCAACGCCAGUUCCAGCUUCGACACCGGAAACGUCGGUCCCCACCUGGCACGAUUGAAAUCGGAGAACCUUGGUGGCGCCUGGUGUCCUAAGGACCAAAUCACCAAGGAAGCUCGAGAAUGGCUGGAGAUCGACCUUCAUUCGAUCCACUUGAUCACGGCCACCGCUACCCAAGGCCGUUUCGGGAACGGCGUUGGUGUUGAAUUCGCAGAGGCGUAUCUCCUAGAAUACUGGAGGCCGCGACUGGGCAAAUGGGUUCGAUAUAGAGACAUCAAAGGAGAAGAGGUAAUAACGGGUAACACGAACACGUAUUUGGAGUCCAAGCACGAGCUGCAGCCGCCUCUGUGGGCGAGCAAGAUCCGUUUUCUGCCCUACAGCUAUCACAGGCGGACGGUUUGCAUGCGGGUCGAGCUCUACGGGUGUUACUGGAGCGACGGCGUAGUGUCCUACUCGAUGCCCCAGGGCGAUAAAAGGGGCAACGGAUGGGAAUUCUUCGAUGCGACCUACGACGGACACUGGGACGGCGAGUUGCGCCGUGGUCUGGGUCAGCUGACGGAUGGCAGAACAGGACCUGAUAAUUUCAAAAUGUACCACGAUAACGAUCGCGCCCAGGGCUGGGUAGGUUGGAGAAACGAUAGCCGUAACCAGCCGGUCGAGAUCAAGUUUGAGUUCGACAAAGUCAGAGAAUUUUCCGCCGUCCAUAUCUAUUGCAAUAACGAAUUCACCAGGGGCGUUCAGGUGUUUUCUCAAGUCGACACACUCUUUAGUAUUGGCGGAAAAUAUUACACAGGAGAACCUAUUACGUACACAUACAUGGAGGACAAGAUCUUUGAGACUUCCCGAAAUAUUACGAUCAAACUUCAUCAUCGAGUUGGGAAAUUCGUUAAGCUGAGACUUCACUUCUCGGAUCGAUGGAUCAUGGUCAGCGAAGUAACCUUCGAUUCCGACAUAGCGCACGGGAACUUUACGCCCGAGGAAGCACCGACGACCGAAUCGCCGAUUCAGAGCGACGUCUUCGUGGAGAAGAACGGCGCUGCCGAGGGCGAGCUUCCGGUUUCAACGGCGAAACACGACGACCCUACGUACAUGGCGGUCGUGAUCGGCGUGCUGACCGCCGUCAUACUUUCGCUCGCCGUAGCGAUAUUUCUGAUUGUCUCGCGACACAGGCAACGCAAGUGUUUCGCCAGCCCGAUGACCGGCAAAGCCCCUUCGCAUCUAGGCUCUACCUGCGCCACCGUCGAGAAAGGCGCGGCUUUGAUGGCGUAUACCCUGGAGGACGAUGAAAGAUACGCGGGUGGUUCGCUACCGACCUUGCCGCGCGACCUCGGGAAUCGUCUCCUGGAUAUCGUGAAGCUGGACGACUACCAAGAGCCGUACCAGGCGCUAAAGUACGCGCCGUAUUAUAGCUACAGCACCGUCGUUAUGGAGAUGAAAGACAUGAUGCUGAACAACAAGGGCACCAACAUCAAUCACUCAGCGGUGUACGCGAACGGUGCAGUUGACACGUCGUACGAUUAUGCGGUACCGGAACUCGGCACGGUGCCUCUGCUCAAUCAGGACGCGGGCGCCGGUCGCGGGGCGACCGUCUCCAGCGCCACCGGCGAUCAGGACAGCCUCUUCUCCAAGAGCUCGCGGGCCACGAAGACCGAGGACAAGAAGUCGCCGACUCAACAGGAGGUACUCUCAGCCCUGAAGAGACGUCUGGAGCAGACUAGCGUACCGCUCUUCCCACGGCAUCGCCUUCGUAUGCUCUCCAAGCUCGCCGAAGGGGCCUUUGGAACGGUAUACGUGGCGGAAGCUGAAGGGAUCCCGGAAUACGGAACGACGACCACCCUCGGCAAGCGACUCGUCGCCGUCAAGUUUUUACUGCCGGAAGCCAGCGAGAAGGAAAAGUUGGACUUCCAAAGAGACGUGAGGAUUCUGGCUGCUCUGGAAGAUCGCAAUAUCGCUCGAGUCCUGGGUGCUUGUUAUCGCGAGGAACCGUAUUGCGUGGUGAUGGAAUACUUGGAACACGGGGAUCUUUGUCAGUUUCUCAAGACACACAUCACUGCCGAAGACGCACAUUCCAUGCCAAUUGGCGUCAAGACACUUAGUUUCAACUGUCUCAUCUACAUGGCGGCGCAGAUCGCAUCGGGCAUGCGGUAUCUGGAGAACCUGAAUUUCGUUCAUCGGGAUUUGGCCACUAGAAAUUGUUUAGUCGGUAAGGCUUAUCAUAUCAAAAUCUCGGACUUUGGCACGGACAACGAACUGUAUGCUUGCGAUUACUACAAAGUCGAUGGAACUAUGCCCUUGCCGGUGCGAUGGAUGGCCUGGGAAUCAAUAUUUCUGGGAAAGUACACGACCAAGAGCGAUGUGUGGGCUUUCGCAGUUACUCUCUGGGAGAUUUUGAACCUCGGGAGACGCGUCCCUUACGAGCAUCUCUCCGACGAAGAAGUGGUACAGAGCCUGCGACAACUGCAUCACGCCGCCGAUUGCAACAACGUUAAUCCCGAAGAUGGCUGCAAGGAGGAUUCUAGAAAUGUCUUUGAUUAUCUACCGCGACCCACUGCCUCCUCCAAGGACAUCUACGAUCUGAUGCUCGAAUGCUGGCGGCGAGAGGAGAACGAGAGACCGACUUUCCGUGAAAUAUCGCUCUUUCUGCAGCGGAAAAAUCUUGGAUACGCUCCAACAUCCUGAUAUUGAGCCCCGAACAAGCGCGACGUUUUUAAUAAUCAUCCCGCGAAUCAGAACAAGUUCGGUUCUGAAACGGGUCGACGAACGUGCAGGCAAUGUCCUCAUUUGAAGAAUUGCAAGGAGCGAACGACGAGUGAAUGAGAACGAUUGGCGAAAAAAAAAAGGAGAAAGGUGAGAGCGUGAAAGACGACAAAUAUAUAUCACGACAUCGAAGAGAUAAGUACAACGAUGGAAUUUUAUUGCCUGUCAACGAAACGGGACUGGGAUUUGGAGUUUUAUGACAGAGAAAUUGAUCGUCCUUCGAUUUUAUUUCGAUUUACACAUUUUUUCGCGGAAUAAUAACGUGUGUAAUGAUAAACGAAAAACAUACAGUUAGAAUAGAUAGAAGAGGAGUAAACGCGAGAGACGAAGAUUCUACAUCGGAAUUCAUCAUAGACGAAUAAUUCGAACUAUCGCGUGCCGCCGUAAAUAGAAUUGAUGCUCCGUGAAAUUCUUACUAACGAAAGUGCAUAUCUUAUCGAUUUAUAGAGCACGAAGAUCGCGAGAAUGACAUCGAAUCUCGACGCAAAUUACUCGCGACAGCAAACUGUGCAACGAUCAAUGUAGCAAAAUAAGCGUAGAAUUCUUUCUCGAAUGUAAAGAAAGACGUAGAGACGGAUACGAAUCUGUGAAUACGACAAUCGGACGAGAGCAGAAUAAAAACUUGCCCGUCGUAGAUAGCCGCUCUGUGGAGAAUCUCCGAUGCCAUCGAGAGAGACGGAUGUUUGCGAGGUCGAAGAAGAUCGUCUCGCAAUUGUCGAGAACUUAGGAGCAAUACCAUGUAACUGUAAUACAGCUGUGAACAUUCCUGCACGGGUGGGUACCUAUACUAGGCGCGACAAUUACGCGAAUAGGAGGGGGAUCGUUACUUAAGAAGAAUAAUACUAGGAUUCCUUCGGGAUUAUAUCAUUUCGAUUAAGGAUUUAAUGCAAAAAAUGUGAAUCACAUCGACGUAAGGCAAUAUAGCAGCUAUUACGAUAUUAGACGCUAGAACAACUGUUCAAGUUAAUCGUAAAGCAUUAUAACUGAGUGUGUUUUAUGAACGUAUGGGUGCCUAUUUUCUCAUUUUCUAUCUCCCUCUCUCUCUCUCUCUCUCUGUCUUUCUCUAUCUGCCUCCCUCCCUCUCUCUCUCUCUGUCUCUCUCUGUUUAUCCUCCUCUUUUACUCUCUCCUUGAAAAUAUAUAUUAUAUCGCCCAGAUAUUUUGAAUCUAUUUGUGAGAUGAAUCUACAUGUGAUUUACAUCGCGAAAUUCUUUAUCGUCACAAAACAUAUCGCGAAACGACGAGUGAUUAUCGUGUAGUAUUAAUAACGUUAUCUCUCUCUCCUUCUCUCUCUUCGAUCGUGAAGAAAUUAAUCGUCUUUCUAAUAUUAUUUUUGGUUUGUAAACACAUCAUCCGUGUGAAAUAUAGCAUAUGAGAAUAUUUAAAUAACUUUAAAGACAGCCAGAGACGACUGUAAAGAUUUCUCUACAUGUUUAUUCGAACGAUAUCACUAAUUGCAUUUGCAGUUAACAAUUUGUAUGUGAGUGGGAUUCGUUAAUAUUAUAACACUAGACGAAUUAUCGUAAGUUGUAAACGCAAGUAGACGAAGAGUAAAGUUUUACCUAAUUCUGCAUUAAAAAAUGAUUAUAGACUAUGUAUCAUGUGACUAUGACACAUCAUAAUUGUAACUUUAUAUGAUAGGCGGGAUCAAUGAAAUUAGGAUAUUGUACAGAUAGGCGUACCGUAGUAAGGAACGUUAUCAUUGCAUUUUUUGGAAACGAUGGGUGAAAUUAGAAAAAUCACAGAAAAAUCUGACUGUCCUUCUCUGAGAGCGUUAUACACUCGCUUACAAUUUGAUAUUAUUAUUAUCAAAAACAUAAACAUAAAAAGAAAUUGUUUAGCUUCCGACAAAAUGUUCGUAGUGAGAUAAUAAAUUGACGAGUUCGAGCUAUCGGAAUGUUUUUUUUUUUAAUAAAAUAAACAAAAACACGAAGAAAAUAGAAAGUAGCCAUAAUUAGCGAUUUGAAUUUUCAAGUUAACAGCGAACUCGCCAUACCAUUAUCUCCAUCGUACAUCAUAAACUCGAUUUCGAUAAUUUGUCUUAAUCGACUUUUGAGUUUCGCGUAUUUACAUACCGGAUGAAUACUAUAAUAACUUAUGCGACAUUUAGCGAAUAGGCGCGAUGUUACCGUUAUAUCAUUAAAAAAUACUAUUUAUAUAAAUUAAAAUGUACUACUGCAUAAGGAGUAGAUGAUACGGAGGCAUAGCCAUAUGUAGUUAAAAUACACGAGUUGAAUUUAAACGUAACUGGAAUUGCUUCUAUAUCACCGAGAUCGAGAUAUCUUAAGACGAGUAAAAGAAAAUCAAUGCGAAAUCACGUAUGGAUUACGAGGUAAUAGAAAUAGGCAAUUGUCAGAGGUAAAUAGUAAUAGCCGAUCGAUUAUGCAUUAAGUGUAACAUUCUAAGUGCGUAAUUUAAAUUUUGUAUAAAAGUGCCGGAUCAACAGACGUAUAAUUUCGUGCCAUCGCGAAACUUUGGCCAAUCGAUUUUUCGCACCGCGCGAUUGUGACUGAGUUGAAACAAUAAUACCUAUUGUCGAUACAGUUUUAGUCCGAAGCAAACUGCCAUUACUUUUAGAAUGAUAAUAGAGAAUGAAUUGUAGUUGCGUUUAGAUUCGCCAAUAUAAGCAUAACGCUGCCUUUGGCUAUAUUGUUGCCCCUUACUGCUAACGAGUAACUUACUUGUCUACUCAUGUGAUAAUUUAGUAUAUUCCUACGUACCUAUCUCUCUGUACCUACCAAUUCGAAAAUCUUGCUAGCGAAAGGAUUAUUCGAAUAUAUCUUAUUUUUAU